Messenger RNA from Moneuplotes crassus, 2995 nucleotides. The record is from the annotation of a GenBank genome assembly. Lineage: Eukaryota; Ciliophora; Spirotrichea; Euplotida; Euplotidae.
AAAAGAGGGAAUAUGGACACCUCAUUUAAUAAAGAAAACUUAAAUUUGUUUAAAUCCGCAAAUAAUGAUCAAUUCAUCACUUCAUACCCCACUAUUAAAGAUCCUCCAAAACAACGUCAAUCUAAAAGAGGCAAAUCACAACAAAAUCCAUCCAUAAAUAACCCCCGGAAGCAUGUCAAGAGCCGCUCCCUCUCCAACAUCACCAAUCUGCAGUCCACAAUUCCACACACCUCCGCUCAAAUCACCAAAAGAGCCCCCAAAUCCCUCUCUGCCAAAUGCCAAUCCUACACCUCAGUCCUCAGCUACAACUUAGAACUCCUCUUGUUCCUAAUUCAUGUCUCCAAGGCCCUCGCUCUAAACUCUGAUUCUCUUAGUUAUCAAAAAGCCAUUCUUUCAGAUAGAAAACACAGCUUGAGUGCAGAUAAAGAUACAGAACAGAAUCAAGCUUACUGGGAUUCAUUAGAGAAAUCAGUGUUACUCAUAGUUAAUAAAUGAUUUGAAGGCAUCAACGAGGAGGAAGGCAAUUAUGAAGAAAACUUAGAAUUUGCUAUUACUGAAGUAAUAAUCAACCUCGAAGACAAAAUCAACACAAAGAAAGAGGAAAUCCAACAUUUGCUAAAAACUCGAAUGAAAAAGCACCCUAAAAAUCUACAUCCUGUAACUAAGGUGCUUCAGAAGACAAACAACAUUCUUAGCAAAUCUCACGAUCUACCCUUCGAGGACUCCAUCUCCCAGUUCCAAAAAUAGCAAAAGCGUUAAAUGGGAGGACCAAAAAAUUGCUAAUAAGACCCAGAGAAUUACCUUCAGAAAGUCUCUAAAUUCAUCAUUUUCUUCUGAUUCUCCACCAAAAUCUCAGACCCAUGGAAGGAUUUAUAAGAACUCUCAGAAAGCAGCUUCACAGAACAGACAUAACAACUUCAUAACACACUCGCUCCUCUCCGACCCUCCAUCCCCUACUUCAGACAUCAACCUCCUUCUCAACCUCAACCAGCCUCCUCCCCAAGAUCCCCUCUUCUUCCAACAAAACUACUUUCUCGACCAAAUACAGCAGCUGAAGGAAAAUUUGGAGGAGAGUGUGAGCGCGUUGAAGGAGAAGAGUAGUGAGUUUGAGAGGUGUAAGAGGUCGUUGAAGAAGUGAAUGACGUGGCUUGGUAAAGGGAUCAGGUUAGUGAAAGAGAAAGAUGCUCAAAUCGCAAUAUCAGAUAAGCAAUUUCAACAAACUCUUACUCAAAUCACUAGACAAAACUUUUAUAUCAGAUUCAAAUGGGCAUUCGGUCUAGCUGAACUUGUUUAUAAACAAAAUCAGAGGAAAGGCAUUGGAGAUAUAAUUACUCAGAACCAUGAAAGAAGGUUGAAAAUAAUAUCUUUCAGGCAGAUACAAAGAAAUGCGCCAAUUCAAAAAGAACUCAGAAGGAUCAAAGCAAUACAAGAUUUUACUCUAAAGCAAAAAUAUUUUGAUUUAUUCAAGUAUUUCUCUAGCAUCACUAGAGAAGAGAGAUACAAUUGGGCUAAAGCUGGAAGAUUCUAUGAAUUCCUUUGCAAGCGUAGAGGACUUUAUGCCAUCAGAGAUUUCUAUGAUAAAAAUUAUGUCCCCCAUGAAGUUGAAGACCAACAAAUGGAGAAAGCUGGCAAACUCCAUCGCUUUAAGUUUAUGCAGAGUAUCUUCCUAAAAUUUUAUGUUGUGAUAAACCAACAGAAAAUUGAGCGACUCAAUGAUCUCAAAGCAGAUAGUUUUUAUACAAAGAAGAGACUUCAAAUGCUGGUCAAGGGGAUUUAUAAUUCUAGAAAAAUAUACAAAGAUUAUCUUAAAGAAUGAGAAGAAGUCAUCAAAUCAAAGUAUCAAGAAAAUCUCAAGAUAAUGGCGUUUAGUGCUCUACUCUGGCAAAGAAACUGAGCUAGAGACCACAAGGUGCAGAUGGAAGGUCUUUUUGAGAAGGAAAAGUUCUUCAGAACCAACAGAUUUUUCAAACUCUGGCAAAAAGCUAUUGAAAACAAGCAAAGAUUAAAAGCUUUAGAGACUCAAUGAGCAGCAAAGCAUGAUUUGGCAAUUCAGAGAAAAUAUUUUAUACAGUAUCUUAAGGCUUACAGGAAGAGAAGACUCCAAAAGAAGAUUUAUUUUGUCCAAUGGAAGACUCAAUGCUGAAAUUUUAGAAAGCAAGAAGGCCGCAUUCUCAAGAUGCAGUCAUUUGAAAUAAGAAGAAGCAAGCAGAUGAAAAAGGAUAUUUUCAGCAUCCUCAAGGCUAUCUACUAUCGUUCAAAAUCCUCUAGACAUUUCAGGGAACAAGAAAGUCUUCGUAGAUGACUCAAAACAGAUCUUGAAGAGAAAUCAAAGCUCAAGAAAAGAGUUAAUGAUCUUAUUCUUGAGAACAAGGAGAAACAGAUUAAGCUCAAAGAGCUUGAGAAAGCAGACAAGCUAAGGCUAGAGGCUAUCUAUAUGCAGGAGAAGAAGCUUAUCAGGGAGGGCAAGAAUAUAUCUAUUCUGAAGGAACAGAACCAUAAGCUGAAUAAGUCCAUCCUCAUGUUGCAAAAACCUAAAGACGAAGAAAUUGAACUAAGAAAUGAGAACGAGAUGCUGAAGCGUAAAUUAGUCAAAUUUGAGAAUCAGCUGCUUAAAGUCCAAACACCAAAAAUGGGUGAAAUUCCUCAAUUAGAGGAAAUAGACAGAUGUUUAUCCAGAGUUUCGAAUAUUUACAGUAAAGCAAGUAUUGAUUCAGAUCGGGAUUACCAGAGUCAAAGGGAUGAGCACCUUGAAAGCUUAGAAAAAGAGUUAGCAAUUAUGAGAGCAAAAGAAAAAGCAUAUUUAGCGACACAAUCAGCAUUUGAACAGAAGAUGCAAAGCUUAGAAGAUAAGUUCAAAACAGAAGCUGAAAAUACGAGAGGGCUCUCUCGAGAUCUUGCUUAUGCUAAUAGACAGAUUGAGAGCCUCAAAAAUGAACUUCUGCAGACUGAACUGGAUGCUACAAAUGCUGAAACAAGGAGCUAUAUUAAUUACUAG